Molecule: messenger RNA, 1508 nt
Organism: Cucumis sativus (cucumber)
Lineage: Eukaryota; Viridiplantae; Streptophyta; Magnoliopsida; Cucurbitales; Cucurbitaceae
Exons: 9
Coding region: 248-1111 (287 amino acids)
Biological process (GO): protein ubiquitination
Cellular component (GO): membrane
Molecular function (GO): ubiquitin-protein transferase activity; zinc ion binding
Source: RefSeq, a predicted model, not a curated record
AGACCGAGUCCCAGAGAGACAGACAAACUCAAAAAGAUCCCCUUCGUUCACAAGGCUUCCAAACAAGCGGAUAGUGUCCACCGAUACACAGUUUUUUGGAGGGAGGGAGGGAGAGAGCUGAGACUUUCUUCGUUUUUUUUUUUUUUUUUUUUUCCAACCUCUUUGAUUUGAAAGCUGAGGGUUUCGAGAAUUGAGGGAAAUUGAACACAAGAGAUACGUUUGAAGGAACUUUUGUUUUUGUACAAGAAUGGGUGAUCACAUGGUUUUGUGCGUGGACCGCCUCAUUACGCCUGAAAGUUUACAGUCGCUGCAGGGAACUACUGCUCCAGGAUCUUCUUUAGAAUCUUCAUCUUCUCAAAAUUCGGAGCCACCUGUUUGUGCUAUUGCUGUAGAAGAUGUGGAUGAACAUGAUGGAUCUGAAGAAGACCCCCUUAUUCAGACAGUUGAAUGUCGAAUAUGUCAGGAAGAGGACAGCAUUAAGAAUUUGGAGGUUCCUUGUGCUUGCAGUGGCAGCUUGAAGUAUGCUCACAGGAAAUGUGUCCAGCGAUGGUGCAAUGAGAAGGGAGAUAUAACUUGUGAAAUCUGUCAUCAGAAUUAUCAGCCUGGUUAUACCUUGCCUGUACCACCCCCUCGAUCGGAAGAUGCCACCAUUGAUGUGAGUGAAGGUUGGGCAGUCUCUGAAACUGCUUUAGAUUUGAAUGAUCCACGACUUUUGGCUAUGGCAGCUGCAGAACGUCACUUUCUUGAGGCAGAAUACGAUGAAUAUGCAGAUGCUAGUGCGAAUGGAACGGCAUUUUGCCGAUCUGCUGCUCUGAUUUUGUUGGCUCUUUUGCUGUUGAGGCACGCUCUGUACCUUACAAAUGGUGAUGGAGAAGAUGAUGCUUACACUUUCUUCUCGCUUUUAUUGCUGCGAGCUGCUGGGUUUCUUCUUCCCUGCUACAUAAUGGCGUGGGCCAUCAGCAUACUACAGCGUCGAAGACAAAGACAGGAAGCCGCAGCACUUGCAGCAACUGAAGUUGCAUUUAUGCUGCAGGCAGCGCAAGGCCAAAGCCUUCAGUUUACCAUUGCUCCUGGGCCUGUGGUUACUCCCCAUCAAGAGCCACUCCAAUAAUAACGUUUCUUUAUGGAGUGCAGAGAGGCUUUAUAUAUAUUUUAACUCCAACCUAAAUUUAUUCUACUGUAUUUCACCUUCUUUUUUUUAAAAAAAAACUUUCAUCAGUAAACUGUAAUUUACUAUCUUCCUCUUAGCAUCCUCCACAAGUUUUUUCUUCGUACUGCUUUCAAUCUGUCUCUUGCAUUCUAUCAUCCUCAAUUUCUGAGUUACGUCUGUAUAUAAUUCUGGAUAUCACCUAAUCAGUGAUGGUUGCACCAGAGAAUUGAGUUUCUUUGUUCAAGAGUUAUUCCUGUAUAACUAUAGAUUUAUCUCCUUGAGUUGUGUUUAAGUUGGUAAGAUGUUGGGUUGUAAUAAAUUUAAUCGAUGAAUACGUUUCAACACACUAGUUGUCUCA